AUGGACAAGUUGAAAUCACAGAAUGACGAGUUGCAGAAAUUAGCUGUUGAUUUGAAUGCGUGUGAUCUGUCUGGUGGACCAAGUCUAAACCAUGAAAGAAGUCGACGAAAAGUUGAAAAUACAAAUCGCGAAUUUUGGUAUUUUAUCAAAUCAGAACUGAAUAAAUUAAAACAAUUAGCAGAAGAAACGUUACGUAAUAUUGACGGUAAUGAUGAAUGGAGACUAAAAGAACUACAAGACUUAGGUGAUUUAGUGUUUAAACGUUUGGAUUAUUUACAGAAUCCCAAAGACUGUUCAACAGCUAAAAAGAUAGUUUGUAAUCUACAUAAAGGGUGUGGUUAUGGCUGUCAAUUACAUCAUGUGACCUACUGUUUGAUUGUGGCGUAUGCUACACAGAGAACAUUAAUAUUAGAAUCUAAGGGCUGGCGAUAUGCGUCCCAGGGCUGGGAAACAGUGUAUUUACCACUCAGUAACACUUGUACAGACAGAUCUGGAUCUUCUAUUAAACAUUGGGGAGCACCGUCAGUCAUUGAAAACAUCCAAGUUGUUGAAUUACCAAUAGUAGACAGUAUGAAUCCACGUCCAUUGUUUAUGCCAUUGUCCGUACCAGCUGAUUUAGCUGAAAGAUUAUCUCGUGUCCAUGGCGAUCCGUCAGUCUGGUGGAUUGGACAGAUGGUACGAUAUUUAACGAGGCCACAACCAGAAUUAGCAGAUGAUUUGAAAAGAACUAAACAUAGACUUGAAUUCAAAAGUCCCAUUGUUGGAGUACAUGUAAGACGUACAGAUAAAGUAGGAGUAGAAGCAGCAUUUCAUUCUAUUGAUGAAUAUAUGAUACAUGUACAGGAAUAUUUUGAUAAACGUGAAAUGAUAGAACCUAUCUCACAACGUAGAGUAUAUCUAGCUACAGAUGAACCUUCAUUAUUAACAGAGGCCAGAGAAAAAUAUCCUACCUAUAUAUUUAUAAGUGAUAAUGAAAUUAGUAAAAGUGCAGCGUUAGGUACGAGAUAUACUGAUGCGUCGUUACGUGGCGUUAUAGUUGAUAUUCAUUUCCUGUCACUAAGUGAUUAUCUUGUUUGUACAUUUUCUUCUCAGGUAUGUAGAGUGGCGUACGAGGUGAUGCAGACACUACGAAGUGAUGCUGCUAAUAAUUUCUACAGUUUAGAUGACGUGUAUUAUUUUGGAGGACAAAAUGCACACAAUAUGGUGGCAUUAGAAAAUUAUAAAGCUAAACACAGUAAAGAAAUAGACUUAGAAGUGGGUGAUUUAGUUGGAAUUGCAGGAAAUCAUUGGGAUGGGUAUAGUAAAGGUGCCAAUAGACGUAGUGGCCGCUCUGGUUUAUACCCUUCAUAUAAAGUAGAAAAUAAAGUAAUGGUUGCUGAAAUGCCAACAUAUCCAGAAGCCGAUAAAGCCAGCUGA
Molecule: messenger RNA, 1416 nt
Organism: Lottia gigantea (owl limpet)
Lineage: Eukaryota; Metazoa; Mollusca; Gastropoda; Lottiidae
Exons: 10
Coding region: 1-1416 (471 amino acids)
Biological process (GO): protein N-linked glycosylation
Molecular function (GO): alpha-(1->6)-fucosyltransferase activity; protein binding
Source: RefSeq, a predicted model, not a curated record